GCCGUGAAUGCGCGCAAACGUACCAACAAAUCGAUAUCAGGCGCGUCAGCAUAAUUCACUCACUCAGCUGUACGUGUGUUGCUGUCUAGAUCUAUGCUUGUGCACUUGUUGACGGUCAGCUCAUCCAUGGCCAUCUCACUGGUCGAUCAUGAGACACGAAGAAGCACCACCAAAAGUCCGUACGUGCAGGCAAGUCACAACUCACGUACACACAUGUACGUACACAAUGUGUAGAUCGAUCGACGCAUGAUGGAUAUGUAGAAUGAUGCAUCAUGUACGUGCGUACAUGUGUACGUGUCAUCGAUCAGGUCCUGAAUGGGUUGGGACACGCGUCUUUCUUCUUGUCGACCAGCCUCUUGUCCUGGUCUUUGCCCUCAAAAUAAUCCCAGUUCCCUUUGUGACGCACGUGCCACUCACGCAUCUUGUCCAGAUAGAUCCCAAGCCCUCGCAGCUGACACACACACACACACACACACGCACACACACAGAAACAUCCAACAUGCAUGGAUCUCGUAUUUCCCCUCUACCCGCUUCUGUCUGUCCGACCUUAGCAGCGAUUUCGAUUUCUUCCGAGUCGACGAGGUCGAUUGCGUCAGGGACGAAGUCAGGGUCGUCCUCAUCUCCUGCCGCCGCCAUCUGCUGUGCCCUGUAGUGCAACUGGCCCUGCUCGAGUGCUGUGAUGUCACGGCUCACACAAUACUCCACCAUGUCGUCCUUGUCGUAUUGCUGGUCGAUCGAUCAAUCAACCACCCAUCAGUGCACAUACACCCAUAUGGCUGCAACGUCUGUCAAUGUAUGUGUGUAGGCUGGACGGAUGUGUACCUUGAAGUAGAGUGCGCCUGUCCCGGCAGCCUCGAGCGAUGCAUACCGAUAAAGGGUGAAGAACAUGGGCGUCAGGACCAACAACUGCACGCAACCAACACAUCAACCGACCAACCACACACAGAGCGACGUCAUACGUGGAAUGGCUCACCCGUGCAGGUAUGACAGUGUGGGCCCCUUCGGGCACUCUCCACGCGAGGAAUGGCAGCAGGGCGCAGUUCAUGGCGAGCCACCCGAACAUUCCCUUGGUGUAGGUCGCACGCACCAGCGGACACACACGGUACAGAUACGCCUGCACCAGCCGCUGCGGCGUGUCGCUGCCGUGGUACACUCGCACAAACGGACGAUGCUGCAGCGAAAGAAAACACGCAGACAGACAACUCAUCCGUUCGUCCAUCCAUCCAUCCGUCCAUUGCACCGCCCUCCCUCCCUCGUGUUACGCUUGGGUCUGCAGCCGUGUACUGUGAUUUUGCGCAUGCGAGGUUCCUGAAUGUCAGCUCGUGCGGGCUGGUCGUGGACAAGGCGGGAUCGACGAGGUAGCGCUUCAGGUAGUCCUUAAAGACGUCACGGUCCUCUCUCGGGUAGAAGUACUCGUUGUAUCUCCUCUCGCCCUCCUGCAGAAGCCGCCGCACCGAGCUGUCCUCCUCGAUGAUGUUGUUGCGCACGGAAAAGAGCACCGGCACCUUGGCGAACUCGGGCAGACGGAUGAAGUACAGAUCUGCAGACAACGGCAUACAACAAAGUGAAUCAAUCAAAUGGAUAAAUGAAUCAAUGAAUGCAUCGCCUCUUCGCGCGUGUGUUUGCUCACUGCAUAGUGCCAUUUCAC
Molecule: messenger RNA, 1648 nt
Organism: Vitrella brassicaformis
Lineage: Eukaryota; Vitrellaceae
Source: the annotation of a GenBank genome assembly